AUGGUAAAACUUCGUUUAAAACGAUGCGGUAGAAAGCAACGAAUCGUUGCAAUUGAUGUUCGAUCUCGAAGAGAAGGAAGAGAUCUUCGGAAAGUGGGUUUUUAUGAUCCGAUCAAGAAUCAAACUUAUUUAAACGUUCCCGCUAUUCUCUAUUUCCUUGAAAAAGGCGCUCAGCCUACAGGAACUGUUCAGGAUAUUUUAAAAAAGGCAGAGGUUUUUAAGUAA
Molecule: messenger RNA, 225 nt
Organism: Erigeron canadensis
Lineage: Eukaryota; Viridiplantae; Streptophyta; Magnoliopsida; Asterales; Asteraceae
Source: the annotation of a RefSeq genome assembly